This is a messenger RNA of Trematosphaeria pertusa, 816 nucleotides long. RefSeq names its product S-adenosyl-L-methionine-dependent methyltransferase. Bases 1 to 816 code for a protein of 271 amino acids. The transcript is spliced from 2 exons. The record is from RefSeq and is a predicted model, not a curated record. Lineage: Eukaryota; Fungi; Ascomycota; Dothideomycetes; Pleosporales; Trematosphaeriaceae.
AUGAAUCAUUCCCAGAGCGAUAAUGCAUUUGUUCCAAAGCCCGCCUUGAGCCCUACAGCCGAACUGUAUGAUGAAUUGACUGGUGACGGUAUGGAGAACUUGGCCAAGGCAACGAUAGCGCAGAUGCCACCUAUUCCGGACGGUGCUGUGGUUCACGAUAAUGGUUGUGGUACUGGGGCUGCCACGGCCGCGAUACUUGCAUCACUUUCUGGUUCAGCCGCCUCUCUCUCGAUCAAGGGCACCGAUGUCAAUGAGAAUGCCCUGGACGUCUACCGGAAGCGAGCCGAUGAGCGAGGAUGGCCUGCAGAAUCGAUCCAUAUGGAUUCCAGUCAACUGUCAUUCUGCGAUAACUUCUUCACCCACUCCAUUGGAAGCGCUCUUCUCUUCGUGCUCCCCGAAGAUGGCGUCACAGCUAUGAAGGAGGUGUAUAGGACUCUGAAGCCUGGUGGAACUGCCGCUGUCAACUGUUGGGCACACACGCCGAAUAUUCGCCCUAUUCAAGCCGCCGCAAAAGCGACGCGACCGGCCGGUACUCCUUUUCCGCGAGAAGGCGUCGACAAAUGGAGCGAUCCCGACUUUCUUCUCGGAACCGACGUCCAUGUUUCAACCGUGGAAAUCGUGCGCUUCGCGACGAUGGCUUGGAGCUUUAUUGGCGGUACUUCAGAAGUUGGGUGGCUUCAAACAGAUGAGGAGCGCUGGGACCAGGCCAUUGGUGUUGUCGUUGAGGAGUUGCGAAAGAGUAAGGGAUUCAUGGAACUAGACGGAGGCCGAUGCGAACUAGAGUUUAUCGCGAAUAUUGUUAUAGCAACCAAGUAA